Lactuca sativa (garden lettuce) is the source of this 1635-nucleotide messenger RNA. Its product is annotated as putative protein phosphatase 2C 63. The record is from RefSeq and is a predicted model, not a curated record. NCBI's taxonomy places the organism in Eukaryota, Viridiplantae, Streptophyta, Magnoliopsida, Asterales, Asteraceae. Gene Ontology annotation, molecular function: cation binding; protein serine/threonine phosphatase activity. Gene Ontology annotation, biological process: protein dephosphorylation.
CUUCUCUCCAAGUUCACACUUUUCUUCUUUUAGGUUCUUUUACGUUGCAGAAAAAAUAAUUAUCAAAAUCCAACCAACAAACAACUACAACGACAUUCGUUAAUCUUCUCUCUCACUCUGCGGAUUGCGUAAACGCGUGUUCAGUGCUUCAGAGAGAAGGCGAAAGGUGGUUGAGUUACGAUGUUGGAGUCGUGUUACAAGCCGCUGGAACGGUGUUUCGGCGGUGGUGGUGGCGACGGACUUUUAUGGAACAUGGACUUGAAGCCACACGCAUCCGGUGAAUACUCCGUUGCAGUUGUUCAGGCCAAUUCAUUGCUCGAAGACCAAGGUCAAGUGUUAACUUCACCAUCCGCGACUUACAUCGGAGUCUACGAUGGUCACGGUGGUCCCGAAGCCUCUAGAUUCAUCAACAGUCACCUCUUCCGUUACCUAGAGAAAUUUGCUGAUGAACGUGGAGGAUUAUCCAAGGAUGUGAUAGCCAAGGCAUUUGAUGCAACCGAAACUGAAUUUUUGCAUUUAGUGAAAGAAUCGUGGCUUGAUAGACCACAAAUUGUCUCAGUAGGUUCAUGCUGUCUUCUUGGUGUGAUCUCAAAUGGUACUCUAUUUGUGGCAAACCUUGGGGACUCCAGGGCUGUGCUUGGCCGGCAAGCUUCCGGCGGCGGCAGGAUGGUUCAUUCUUCAACUGUGGUGGCAGAAAGGCUAUCAACCGACCAUAAUGUUGGGGUUGAAGAGGUCAGAAAAGAGGUCAAAGCCCUUCAUCCUGAUGAUGCACAUAUUGUAGUGUACACUCAUGGUGUCUGGAGGAUAAAAGGCAUUAUCCAGGUGUCAAGAUCAAUCGGAGAUGUAUACCUGAAGAAACCGGAGUAUAACAGAAACCCUCUCUUCCAGCAGUAUGCAUCCCCUUUCCCUUUAAAAAGAGCUGUAAUGUCAGCAGAGCCAUCGAUAAUAACUCGAAAGCUAAGGCCACAAGACCUGUUCUUGAUAUUUGCUUCAGAUGGUUUAUGGGAACAACUCAGUGAUGAAGAUGCGGUUGAAAUUGUUCAUAAGAAUCCCAGAAAUGGGAUAGCAAAGAGAUUAAUAAGAGCUGCAAUAGAGGUGGCAGCAAGGAAAAGAGAAAUGAGAUAUGAUGAUAUAAAGAGAAUUGAAAAGGGUGUGAGGCGACAUUUUCAUGAUGAUAUUACAGUGGUGGUGAUUUACCUUGAUGGAGGUCGAGGUAAAUGUAAAUCUCAUUCUCAUGAUGAUAUUACUGGUGACACUACUGCCCCUCUUGAUAUUUUCACUUUUAAUUCAGAUGAUAAUUCUCAUCUUUCUCCAUGAUCAGUUUGGAUCAUCAUAUUUUGUUCAUAGGGUGGGUUUCUGUUAAAGGAUAUAGAGAUAAAGGGUAUUGUUGUAAAUAGCUUCUAUCUUUUCUAGGAAAUAGGAAACCCAUCCACCUGCCACCACUGGUGGUUGGUGGUUGUGGUUAGUUGUGAACUGGCUUAAGCCACCUUCCCUCUAGGGUUUCAUGAAAAUGGUGGUAAACUAUAAAUAUAAUAUGGGUAUGUGUAUAAUGUAUAAUGUAUUUGUAUAGGUGGUGGUAGUUUUUGUUUUUUGUGUUGUAAAACUGAAAUAUUGUGUUAUUGUGUUGUUAGUAUG